This is a messenger RNA of Pan troglodytes (chimpanzee), 14206 nucleotides long. RefSeq names its product calsyntenin 2 (gene CLSTN2). The coding region runs from base 191 to 3058 and encodes 955 amino acids. The transcript is spliced from 17 exons. Gene Ontology annotation, cellular component: postsynaptic membrane; cell surface. Gene Ontology annotation, molecular function: calcium ion binding. Gene Ontology annotation, biological process: positive regulation of synaptic transmission; positive regulation of synapse assembly; homophilic cell-cell adhesion. The record is from RefSeq and is a predicted model, not a curated record. Lineage: Eukaryota; Metazoa; Chordata; Mammalia; Primates; Hominidae.
AGUGAGCGCGGCUGCUGCCGGCGAGCUAGCGGCGCAGCGGCGGGAACCGGAGGCCGAGCGCCGCGGCGGCAGCGCUAGAAGCGCACCCAUCGGGCACGGCGAGGCGGCCCACGGUGCGGCAGGCACCGGGAGGCGAGAGCCGGCGCGGACAGUAGGCGGCGGCUGCAGCUCGUUGGCGGCUGCUGCGAGGAUGCUGCCUGGGCGGCUGUGCUGGGUGCCGCUCCUGCUGGCGCUGGGCGUGGGGAGCGGCAGCGGCGGUGGCGGGGACAGCCGGCAGCGCCGCCUCCUCGCGGCUAAAGUCAAUAAGCACAAGCCAUGGAUCGAGACUUCAUAUCAUGGAGUCAUAACUGAGAACAAUGACACAGUCAUUUUGGACCCACCACUGGUAGCCCUGGAUAAAGAUGCACCGGUUCCUUUUGCAGGGGAAAUCUGUGCGUUCAAGAUCCACGGCCAGGAGCUGCCCUUUGAGGCUGUGGUGCUCAACAAGACAUCAGGAGAGGGCCGGCUCCGUGCCAAGAGCCCCAUUGACUGUGAGUUGCAGAAGGAGUACACAUUCAUCAUCCAGGCCUAUGACUGUGGUGCUGGGCCCCACGAGACAGCCUGGAAAAAGUCACACAAGGCCGUGGUCCAUAUACAGGUGAAGGAUGUCAACGAGUUUGCUCCCACCUUCAAAGAGCCAGCCUACAAGGCUGUUGUGACGGAGGGCAAGAUCUAUGACAGCAUUCUGCAGGUGGAGGCCGUUGACGAGGACUGCUCCCCACAGUACAGCCAGAUCUGCAACUAUGAAAUCGUCACCACAGAUGUGCCUUUUGCCAUCGACAGAAAUGGCAACAUCAGGAACACUGAGAAGCUGAGCUAUGACAAACAACACCAGUAUGAGAUCCUGGUGACUGCCUACGACUGUGGACAGAAGCCCGCUGCUCAGGACACCCUGGUGCAGGUGGAUGUGAAGCCAGUUUGCAAGCCUGGCUGGCAAGACUGGACCAAGAGGAUUGAGUACCAGCCUGGCUCCGGGAGCAUGCCCCUGUUCCCCAGCAUCCACCUGGAGACGUGCGAUGGAGCCGUGUCUUCCCUCCAGAUCGUCGCAGAGCUGCAGACUAAUUACAUUGGGAAGGGUUGUGACCGGGAGACCUACUCUGAGAAAUCCCUUCAGAAGUUAUGUGGAGCCUCCUCUGGCAUCAUUGACCUCUUGCCAUCCCCUAGUGGUGCCACCAACUGGACUGCAGGACUGCUGGUGGACAGCAGUGAGAUGAUCUUCAAGUUCGACGGCAGGCAGGGCGCCAAAAUCCCCGAUGGGAUUGUGCCCAAGAACCUGACCGAUCAGUUCACCAUCACCAUGUGGAUGAAACACGGCCCCAGCCCUGGUAUGAGAGCCGAGAAGGAAACCAUCCUCUGCAACUCAGACAAAACCGAAAUGAACCGGCAUCACUAUGCCCUGUAUGUGCACAACUGCCGCCUCGUCUUUCUCUUGCGGAAGGACUUCGACCAGGCUGACACCUUUCGCCCCGCGGAGUUCCACUGGAAGCUGGAUCAGAUUUGUGACAAAGAGUGGCACUACUAUGUCAUCAAUGUGGAGUUUCCUGUGGUAACCUUAUACAUGGAUGGAGCAACAUAUGAACCAUACCUGGUGACCAACGACUGGCCCAUUCAUCCAUCUCACAUAGCCAUGCAACUCACAGUCGGCGCUUGUUGGCAAGGAGGAGAAGUCACCAAACCACGGUUUGCUCAGUUCUUUCAUGGAAGCCUGGCCAGUCUCACCAUCCGCCCUGGCAAAAUGGAAAGCCAGAAGGUGAUCUCCUGCCUGCAGGCCUGCAAGGAAGGGCUGGAUAUUAAUUCCUUGGAAAGCCUUGGCCAAGGAAUAAAGUAUCACUUCAACCCCUCGCAGUCCAUCCUGGUGAUGGAAGGUGACGACAUUGGGAACAUUAACCGUGCUCUCCAGAAAGUCUCCUACAUCAACUCCAGGCAGUUCCCAACGGCGGGUGUGCGGCGCCUCAAAGUCUCCUCCAAAGUCCAGUGCUUUGGGGAAGACGUAUGCAUCAGUAUCCCUGAGGUAGAUGCCUAUGUGAUGGUCCUCCAGGCCAUCGAGCCCCGGAUCACCCUCCGGGGCACAGACCACUUCUGGAGACCUGCUGCCCAGUUUGAAAGUGCCAGGGGAGUGACCCUCUUCCCUGAUAUCAAGAUUGUGAGCACCUUCGCCAAAACCAAAGCCCCCGGGGACGUGAAAACCACAGACCCCAAAUCAGAAGUCUUAGAGGAAAUGCUUCAUAACUUAGAUUUCUGUGACAUUUUGGUGAUCGGAGGGGACUUGGACCCAAGGCAGGAGUGCUUGGAGCUCAACCACAGUGAGCUCCACCAACGACACCUGGAUGCCACUAAUUCUACUGCAGGCUACUCCAUCUACGGUGUGGGCUCCAUGAGCCGCUAUGAGCAGGUGCUACAUCACAUCCGCUACCGCAACUGGUGUCCAGCUUCCCUUGAGGCCCGGCGUUUCCGGAUUAAGUGCUCAGAACUCAAUGGGCGCUACACUAGCAAUGAGUUCAACUUGGAGGUCAGCAUCCUUCAUGAAGACAGAGUCUCAGAUAAGGAGCAUGUCAAUCAUCUGAUUGUGCAGCCUCCCUUCCUCCAGUCUGUCCAUCAUCCUGAGUCCCGGAGUAGCAUCCAGCGCAGUUCAGUGGUCCCAAGCAUUGCCACAGUGGUCAUCAUCAUCUCCGUGUGCAUGCUCGUGUUUGUCGUGGCCAUGGGUGUGUACCGGGUCCGGAUCGCCCACCAGCACUUCAUCCAGGAGACUGAGGCUGCCAAGGAAUCUGAGAUGGACUGGGACGAUUCUGCGCUGACUAUCACAGUCAACCCCAUGGAGAAACAUGAAGGACCAGGGCAUGGGGAAGAUGAGACUGAGGGAGAAGAGGAGGAAGAAGCAGAGGAAGAAAUGAGCUCCAGCAGUGGCUCUGACGACAGCGAAGAGGAGGAGGAGGAGGAAGGGAUGGGCAGAGGCAGACAUGGGCAGAAUGGAGCCAGGCAAGCCCAGCUGGAGUGGGACGACUCCACCCUCCCCUACUAGUGCCCAGGGGUCUGCUGCCCGGCCCACAUGUCCCUUUUGUAAACCCUGACCCAGUGUAUGUCCAUGUCUAUCAUACCUCACCUCUGAUGUCUGUGACAUGUCUGGGAAGGCCUUCUCCAGCUUCCUGGAGCCCACCCUUUAAGCCUUGGGCACUCCCUGUGUCUCAUCCAUGGGGAAGUUCCAAGAAGCCCAGCAUGGCCAUCAGUGAGGACUUCAGGGUAGACUUUGUCCUGUAGCCCCCACUUCUGCCCUAAGCUCCCCAGCAUCCUGACUACCUGUGUGCAGAGUCUGCCUUUGUUUUUUCCUGCAGGGAAGAAGGCCCACCUUUGUGUCACUCACCUCCCCAGGCUCAGAGUCCCCAAGGCCCUGGGGUUCCAAUUCACUGUGUGUCUCCUCCACACAGACCAGCAGGUCCUCCUCUGCUGACUCCAGGUUGCUUCAUACAAGGAGGGUGGUUGAACUUCACACACCUAAGGUCUUAGUGCUUAACAGUUUAAAGGAAAGUCCUUGUUGAGGCAGAACUAAGUUUACAGGGAAAGGUACACACAUUCUCUCUCUCUCUCUCUCUCUCUCUCUCUCUCUCUCUGUCUAUCUAGUUCCCCAGCUUGGAGAGCCUUUCCCCUUGCUUCUUUCUGAGGCCAUAUAAGCUUAUAAGAAAAGUCCCAAACCAAGAAUAGGUCCUUGGCCGCAAGCAGGGUCUGAUCCCCCAUCAGAGCUAUCUGAGCCUGCCUAUCGGGGCACCUGCUGCAACCAUGCAGCUGCCCUGCCAGGGGCGCUCAGCACACAGAACCACAGGGCCCGGGAGGCAUUCCACACAGGCACUGCCCCAGGACAACACAACAAGGACAGUCACAACAAGGACACAACACAACACAAAACAAGGACAGUCACAACAAGCCUAGAGCCAGAAAGCAGAUGGAAAUGCUAAUGAGGUCAAACGUAGGCUUCAUGGUGGGUGGAGUGGGGGUGGCUGGGCUCCCCCAGGACAGAGGGGACCCUGAGGUUGGCAAGGCUCUCACCACUCAGCCUUAUGGUCCCUUAUCUCCUAUUUUCCCUCUUGAGAAAAUACACGCUUUCUGGAUGUAUUAGAAACGCACGAGCUCCACCAAGUCUACAAUGAAAGUUUGAAAUUUAACUGCAAGGAAUUAGAAGCAUAUUUGCAAUCAUUGCAGCUUCUUCUUUCUUCUGCUCAUAAAAGGAGGAACACUUUAGAUAGAGGGCAAAUAUAUCUGAAAACCUAAUUUCUUUCUUUUUUCGAUAAGGAAAUCUUUUCCAUCUCCAUCCUAACAUGCACAACCCGUGAAGAGAAUUGUUUCUAUAGUAACUGGUCUGUGAUCUUUUGUGGCCAAGAGAAUAGCAGGCAAGAAUUAGGGCCUUGACAGAAUUUCCACGAAGCUCUGAGAACAUGUUUGUUUCAGAUUCCUCUUUGUCAUCAAUGUGUAUGCUCUGUCCCCAUCCUUCACUCCUCCCCAAGCUCACACCAAUUGGUUUGGCACAGGCACAGAGCUGGUCCCUAGUUAAGUGGCAUUUAUGUUAAAAAAAAAAAAAAUAGUUCAGAAUCUCAGCCUUUUCUUUGUGUCAUCAAAACAGCUUAAGAAGGGGACUACUGCCAAUGUCCUCUAGUCUGACCUCCACCCAGGGAGGACCCAUGGCAGGUCUUUUCAACUUUCUGAUUCAUGAGAACAACCUUGUGAAGCUUUUCCCACCUCCUAAAGUGUUUUCUGCAUCUGUUCCUUCCUUUGGACCUCACAACAAAUCCUGUGAAGUAACUGAGACAUCCGUUGUUAGAUACAUUUUUGUGAUGAGUAAACUGAGGCUUGGUGAUUCAAUGUCUUGUUCAGAGUCAUUCAAAAGUAUAGACAAGACCAGACUCCCAACUUCCACUCCUGGUCCAGGAUUCUACUUAUGUUCAUAGGUAUGCACCUAACAGACACUGCUGCAAACCUACUAUGUGCUAAGCAUUCUACCAACAGCUGUGAGAAAAAGAAAAGCUGAAUAAGAUAAGCUCCUCCCCUACAUUAUAUUUGCAGAGGGGAAAUAAACAGGCCUAGAAAUUACACAAGAGACAAAUGAAGAGGAAGAGAAGUCACAAGAGAAGAAGGAUGCGGUCACAAACUUAACCAGUGUUCUUAUUUUUCCCUUCUCAGGGAAAAACACCAGAAGAAGCUAGGGUUUUAUAUUCAUUGGAUGGAAACAGAUAUUUCUCCUGGGAAUUCUCCCAACCAAAUAGCCCUUUUCUAUUAGGCUGUGUCUGUACAUCCACAAGAGGAAAGUCUAUAGGACUGAUUAGUUUUCACAAUCCCAUUUAAAUAAAAAAAAGAUCUUUAGUUGGGCAUUUAGGAGCAACUGAAAUCUCCCAAAAUUGUGGCAGCAAAAAGAACACUUCAUAUGCUUAAAACCCAUUCUUUUUAAAUUAGAUUUUGAUUUUAAAUAUUUAAGUCUGGUGUUUGUGAGAACACUUUUCUCUUUGCUCAGUCUUUUCGAUCUGGUUGGGUAGGGAAGGUGUUCCUCAUGCUCUCUGGGUGGCUGCCUUAUUCAUAGUUGAGAGAGCUGUUAGGUAAAAUCUUUAUAUGUGUUGGGGUUUUUUUGGUAGCGGGGGUAGCAGGUAAAGGUAGCCCAUGGCUAGGGCAGCAAAGAUGAAUAAUUUGAGGAAGCAUUUGGUUGGUGGACUCAUUUGCAGAGAAACAGUGGUGACAACAAAUCAGAGCUGUUUCCCUCAACUCUGGCUAUGAGAGGUCAUUCUCUGCAUGUCAGCUGCAAAGAUCAGACACUUGAAUGAAUCCACUGGGUUGGCAGGCAUUGGUCAUCUUCGCAACACCCUCUUCCUCACCAUGGAUGAGAACAAGACGGGAGUGGUUAUAUCCCAGUAACAGAAGCUUUGGGAGGUAUCCAGGUGAGCAGGGUAAUGUGGCUUGCCCUCCCCCAGAUAUUCUGAUCCCAAGAAAAAGGUGUCAUUAAUCAGUCUGGCGUUUUCCACCCUCCAUAUGCUGGCAUCCAGGAACCAAAACCCCUGAAGGCCGAGACACCCUGUGACCUCUCACUGAGAUGUCGGCAGCCAGGCAGAUGCAGGCUCAUGUCCAGGAGGAACUGCUGACUGGUUUGGCCACAGCCCAGUUCAUUGCUUGUCUUGCCAAGUGGACAACCAGAUUCUGCCUUCCUGAGCUUGAAAAUAGGCUACAACUCUCAGGUGAUUCAGAUGACAUGGAGGAGAAGUUGGAAGAGAAGAUUGGAAUUCUUAAAUCCCAGUGCAGAAUGAGUUGCUUCAGUGGAGUAAAGCAACCGGCUAGUUGGUAGCCUGCCUUAAAAAAUACUAAACAUGUAUCAUCAUACAUUUGAUCAAAUGCUGUAAGCAUAGCCAAGGCCCAAAUUCAUCUAGAUACCAAAAAUGUGAUUUCAGUGAAAUCUCUUUUCAUUACCACUUUCUUUUGUUGUUGUUUGUUUGUUUUUUGAGCCAGAGUCUUGCUGCUCUGUCACCCAGGCUGGAGUGCAGUGGCACAAUCUCAGCUCACUGCAACCUCCACCUCCUGAGUUCAAGAGAGUCUCCUGCCUCAGACUCCCGAGUAGCUGGGAUUAUAGGCAUCCACCACCAUGCCCGGCUAAUUUUUGUAUUUUUAGUAGAGACAGGGCUUCACCAUGUUGGCCAGGCUGGUCUCAAACUCCUGAUCUCAGGUGAUCUGCCCACCUUGGCCUCCAAGGUAAUGAGAUUAUAGGAGUGAGCCACCGCACCCAGCCCUCAUUACCACUUUCUUGAAUUUACUCAAUCAUCCUAUCAAACAGGGUUUAGACCAACAUCUUUGCAUUUAAUAAGGGCUCUACUUUGUAUACAUGGACCAUCCAGUGAGAGAGCUGGGGGUGGUGGGAAGCAAUGUCCCCCAUUCCUAUAUGUCAGGUGUCAGCAAACUAUCUGUAAAGAGGCAAAUAGUAAAUAAUUUGGGCUUUGUGAGCCAUUUGGUACCUGUCACAGAAUAGUCAGCCCUCCAUAUCUGAGGUUUCCAAAUCCAUGGAUUCAACCAACCUUGAAUCAAAAAUAUUUGGGAAAAAAUGUAUAGUUGCAACUGACCUGAACAUAUUCUUUUUUUCAUUAUUAUUCCUUGAACAAUACAGUUUAACAGCAUUUACAUAGCAUUUACACUGUAUUAGGUAUUAUAAGUAACCUAGAGAUGAUUUGAAGAACACAGGAAGUUGUGCAUAGGCUAUAUGCAAAUACUAUGCAUUUUAUAUAAAGGAAUUGAACAUCUGUGGAUUUUGGUGUCCGAGGGGAGUUCUGGAACCAAACCCCUACAGAUACUGAGGGAUGACUGUACUCAGCUCUGCUAUUGUAGCAUGAAAACAGACAAUACGUACAACAAAUGAAUGUUUCAAUACAACUUUAUCUAGUUUCCAUAAAACAAUUUAAAAACACUAAAAAAGCAGGCAGUUUGGAUUUAUGUAAUUUUCAUAUCUUUUUUUACCCUUUUGAUUUACAUUUUUAAUAAUUUAAAAAUAUAAAAACCUUCCUCAGCCCACAGGCCAUUCGAAAAUUAGCAGCCAGCUAGAUUUGGCCCAAGGCCAAAGUUUGGCAACCCGUACCAUACACCAUGGAAGUUAGCCUUCCACUUCAGGAGAAAGCAAGCUGCUCUCUUAAGCCUCUCACCAACUACCCAGUAGUCUUUGCCUCCAAACUGAACAACAGGAAAAAGUGCCAUAGUUUUUAAUUAAGCUGUUUUAAAAGUCCAUGUUCCGGGGGAAAACAAAAAAGAAACAAACAAAACACUUGUUAUUUGCUGAACUGACAAACUGACAGAUAUUCCACGAGAGUUGAAAGCCUUGGAUCGAGGUGAUUGCCUGGUUACUGAGUGCUAACUCCACUGAGGCAAGUGUUAGCCCCCCAAGGCUCAGUGCCUUCCCGGCACAGCUCAGCCCAUAAUGAUCUCUGAGCAGGAGUGUUCAUUAUCUCAGACUGAUUUUCAUUUCAGCCCUACUCUUGCCAUUGCUCUAAAAAUGAUCCUAAAGACUUGUGACUGUUUGAAUCAAUAGCAACAUCAUCAGUAGAAAGCCCGACCAAGCACACUUCAAAAUUAGCAAUCUUCUUGGCUCUAUGGCUCAAUAUCAGCAAGAAGAAAAAAAGACAACUUUUUUUUUAAUCAUCCCCACAUUUAAAUUAACCAAAUAGUUUUUACAAAAAAGUAGGGAAGUGGGUUUAAUUCUUUGAAAGUAUUUGCCAGUGAAAAGUAGAUGAUUUUUAGGUAAGAUAACGUUUAGGCCUCUGGGGGAUCCCCAAAGCCUUCUGCAAUGUACUCUGGCAGGCUAUGAAUGGUACAGGAUUCUGCAUCUAUAUGAGACAUUUAUUGAGGCUGACAAGCAAAAGCCCUUGGCACAAUUUAAUUUUCACAUAACCACUUUCCAUUGUCCAGCUGCAGGCAAAAGAAAUGAGCAAUGAAAGUUUUGAAGUCUACCCCAGUACCCUCAUUUCCUGUCUUUAUUUCCUUUACUUUAUAGAUGUAUUCUAUACCUGCUAUGUAGAUAAUGCUCUAGUUUUCCCUUUAGUGCCAACUGGAAAAGGAGAGUUGGCUUUACAGGGGCUGUGGAUUAAGAGCCAGGCUUCAUUCCAUCCCAAGGAGACAAAAAGAGACAGAAGAAGUUACCUCCAGCAGCACCCCAGAAAGCUGACAGACAUUCCCUGUAUGCAGGUAGUAAACAGAUGGGAGUCUGUGUUUGCAGCUAUGUUCAGUGUAAUUCAGCAGACCUUCACUGGGCACUUGUGAUGGGUCAGGCCCUGUGCCAGCAACAGGGGGAAGGGAGGAUGAACAAGGCAUGUUUCCCUGACCAUGAGGAGCUCUUGGCCUGUGAGCUGUUGGGAUGUCCCUUUGUGGUGUUGGAGGCUGUGCACGAGCAGUCAGGACUUUGGGGACAGAAGUUUAGUGUUAGGGAGGCAGGGUAACUUGCUUUGACAGCUACCCACCCUAAGUCAGAUGACAGGUGUAAUUCUAGGGGCCCUGAUAUGCAUCACUGAGGCAGACUGAGGAGCUCUCCAGGGAAGUAGGCAAUAUUUCCCUGAAUAUUCCUCAAUUCCAAUCAAGGCUGACUCAGUUCACUUAUGGAUGAAAGCCAGUUACCCUGCCCACUGGGCAGAAAUAACAUGGUUGACAGCUGACAUUCAGAGAAAGUAAGACAGAAGCAGUCCUUAAAUAUAAACAGCAGCCAGGUGGACCUGGAAAUUUAGGAAGGGUGAUGCAAGUAGAGGGGCCAGCAGGAGCCAAGUCUCAAAAGGCACAAGCCAGACUGAUGCAAGGGAGCCCUCCUGAGGCCCAACAUCAGAGCUGAAGAUCUAAGGAGGGCCCACCUCCGCGAGACCUGCUGAGGGCUUACACUCGGUGCUGAGGAGCAGUGGUUCCCUGGGCCAGCUGCAUCACCUGGGAACAUGUGAGAAGUGCAUAUUCUUGGGCCCCACCCCAGACCUACUGAAUGAGAAGCUCUGGAGGCAGGCAGUCUGUGAUUUAAUGAGCUUUCUGACACACACUAAAGUUUGAGAACCACUGAUGAAGAGGAUGAGGAGAUGACUUGAGCUGGCAUUGGGAAGAACUGACUAUUAACUAACAAGGUAAAAUCAAUGACUAGUGCAGCGAGGGUGCCAAAGCAAACCACCCCCAGCCCCCAUCCUGGGCCUUUUCGGCUCCAGUUUAUACUCACUGAAGCAGUGGUUUCAAGGAACCUUGGUCCUAGUCCCCAUCCUUCACCUGCCCUUGGGCAUGAGACAAUUCCUGCCUGCCUGCCCCUUCUAUCCUAGAGAGAGAGACUGCCCAGGAGAGGCUGCCAUGAGGUCACUCAUCCCCAGGAAGGCCACCUGCCAGGUUUCUGUAAGCUGAGCAGCCUCUUCGAGGGCCAUAUUUUGUGGAGAAACACUGAAACUGCAGCAGUGACCCGGGUCACUAGGAGAGCUGCUUUCUACACAGCCUGUAUGCUGGUGGAAACACCCAGGGCCUGGCAGAGUGUGGAGGGGGUCAUUUAAGGACGUUGCCAGGUUGCCGCAGCACUGCUCUGUUUGUUUGUAAUGAGACUGGGGCAUGCAGCAUCACAAUUCAAACACUGAAUUGCUUGGGGAAUGGAUGGCCUUCCUUGGAAGGGCAGUAACUCAUUCUGGAUGUUACUAAAAGUAGAAAACAAAAAUCCAAAAACAAACCUACAGCCUCAUUUACAAUUAGAAUCUGUCUGGGCCUUCUGAUUUCUAAAGUCUGUGAGGCUGCCAGGAUGCACCAAUUCUCCUUUCCCCUGAGGCCCAGCAACUAUUGAUUUAUAGCUUAAACUCUGUGAAGGUCCACAGACCUUUGAAAGGAACUUGCUGGUACUUUGUCAGUCGUGUACACCUAACUGACUCCUAUGAGGUACAGUCUCCUCAUAUGAGGGGUUUUGAGAUGGAGAGUCAGAGGGCCAGGGCCCUGGGCUUUGGGGUGGAAGGACAGAAGAGUAAGUCUAGGAAAGGGACUAGACAUGUAGCCUAGGAAAACUAGCACCAUCUGUUGAGUUCUGAAGAACCCAGAUUCUCUCCUGCUCACAGCCUCAGCAGUCUUUUCAGAGUCCUCCUGAAUGGCCCAAAGACACCCCUGUUUCUGGGGAACAGAAAGGAGCUGGUACCUCUGGACCAUUGAGGCAACACCUCCCCAGAGGCAGGACCCCGGCCCCAUGAGAACAUGCAGUUGAAUGAUGUGGUGCCUGGCCAGGACCUUGGAAAACGUGGCCGUGUGAGACUAGUAUAGAUGUCCAACUAUUGCUGCCUCUGCUGAUAUGGCCACCUCCUCAAGGUAAGAAGACUACCGACUUAGCUAUUGUGGCACCACGGGGGCCUAGCACUGCACCUGGCCCAUGACAUGUGUGCCACAAAUGUUGAAUUGAAUUGAAUCCCAGAGAUCACUUGACCUCAGUGAAGGGACUGGGUUUGAAGAAUUAAGACCCCCCAGUGGAGAAAGCCUCCUCCAUCUUCCUUCUCGGUUUGUGAGUCAAGGUCCUUUGUAAAAUCAGAUCGACGAGGGUGGAAGUGCAGUGAACAGAGGACAACAUUUGUGAUGCACAUGGGAGAAAACAGGAGUGGGGUUGUUUGGGGACUACCCCUUCCUAGCUAUAGUCAGUAAAUGGAGCCCCUAAGCAAGGAGCAGGGGUAGAUGUGCCCGGGUGAGGCCUGCUUGCUCCACCGUCGAGGUCAUGGGCAGCAUCCCAACUGAGGAGAGAAAACCCUAAUUUGUUAAUGACCCAGCCUUGUGCUGCUCUCCAGUUCCUUUUAUCAGAUUUACUGCAGAGCAGAUUCAUCAACAUGAAGCUCAAUUCCCAGUAGACUAAUGAAAAGAGGGCAACAGACUUGAGAAGAGCCAAAAUGCAGACAGUGAGUAUUAAUCACAGACAACAGAAACGUGUUAGCUUUCAUGUCUGUUUGCUUUUAUCUUGAAAGGAAAAUGCAUCUUUGUUACCUGGACCCUUUUUACUGCACAUUUCAGAACAUAAAUGGGACACCCACACACGUAUUGAGGGUCCUUUUCCCCGGCAGGAGGAGCUACCAGAGAAAUGAGCCCACAUUUUGUGUGCAGAGAGAAUCAACCCACAGGUCUCAGCUGCAGACUCCAGCGCCUCUGCAGAGAAGGCAGGCAAAGGGAUGAGGAGGUAGCAUCUCCCCUUCAGAAGGAUUCAUAAGGGCCUCUGUGAGGAGGGCCUUGCUUGUGCCUGUGGGUCAUGGAUGUUAAUAUAAAGGCUCAUCCACCCUUGGUGGCAAAAGUGCAUCCAUCCUGGCCAAUAUAGAACACCCACAUCUGGAGCCCACGCCCACCCACCUCCAGCUCCUCUACAUGGCUGCAAGAGCAUGGCUGAUGUGUGGGAUUCAGAAGAGGUCUGCUCAUGUUCACUAGCCAAACUUUAGGUGGUGUGAUACAGCAAAAAGCUUUAUUUGUUUUUCUGUUUUUGUUUUGUUUUUGGCGUGGAGGAGAAAUUUAGACUUGAAAGUCAGGGCUGAUCACUCAAAAAGUAAGAUAGGAGAUAUUGAGGGAAAAUGUGACUCAUAGUUGGAGAGGAAACAGGAGAGUGGGUACAAGUGACAGCACCAGGAACAACCCCCUCCCCCAGAUGCCAAAGCAUUGCUCUGUAUCUAAAGACGCGUCCAAGUUUGCAAAAAAUUAUGGGUAAAUCUGGCCAUGUGACCAAAGAGGCAGGCAAAUCAAUUGCUUCCAAAGUCAGAGCUGUUUGAAGGUGAUCAGCUCUUAAUUGAACUAGUCAUGAUGAAUCAAUCCAACUGACUGCAUCCAGUCUGACCUCGGUGGUUUCCAUAAAGGGUUGUCGAUGUCCUGAGCUGGACAGGGUGGGCAGGAGGUUGAAGAAAACCAGUUGGUGAGUACAGAAAAGAAAUUGCAUGUAGAAGUUGUUUGUUCUCAAAGAAAUCUGUAGGUGUUAGAGCUGGGUUUGUUAUGUUAUUGUCAGGGACAUUAUAAUAUUGGUAAGGAAGAGAGAAUGAUUUGGUACGGGUAUUUGGGAAAUUUGAGUACAAAAUAUAAAUUUCCAGAGAAGAGUAGGCUAUGGACAGCUGAUUAUAUAUGUGUGUGUGUGUGUAUAUGUGUGCAUGUAUGUGUACAUAUACACAUACCCCAAAGCCAUAUACAUAUCUAUAAUACAGAAGUAAGAAUAAAGUCAAAAGUACCAGCAUAUUUUAAAUCCUUAGAAGCACUGGUUGGGAUGUUACAUGUUUUUUCACUGUUGUUGUUUACCGUUAGCUCUCAAAGCAGUGGGAAUAGUGCUUGGCACAUAGUAGGAGUUUGGUAAACAUUUGGAAAUUGAAGACCCAGCUUAUCACUACUUCAUAGAGACUCAGUAGUAUGAGUAUACCCCAAAUUGAAUGAGCCACAGAGAAAUGCAUCCAGCCACACUCCCUCUUAGCUGAGGAGAAGCCUCUGUGAAUCCACAGAUUCCAUGCAAUAUUCAGCCAGCCGCAGACACAAGGUCUGGCUCCCUUGUCGUGAGAGUGAAGGCAUGCUGCACACAGUGGGUUUGCAUGCACCUAGACUGCAUCUGCUGAACACCCAACAGCUGUUUCUAUAAGCUAAAGUUGUAGCUUCUCUCUACCACUGUCUAAAGCUGUAGCUUGUCUCUACUAUUGUCUCUACACCGUUGCCCAAACACUUGGUAUAAUGCUAUUGAAUUUUUCACCUCCAGGCAUGAUUUUGUAACCAGUGUAAAGGUUCUGGGUUCAGCCAGUCUAAAAAGUCUAAUAAUUUCUUCUCUCAGUCCUUCCCUUCUCCCUUGUCUGGAGCUGCCACCGCCAUUUAAAAGUGUUGGACGCUGUUUAUUCCCAGCUUCUCAACCUCAGUGUGUGUGGGAAAGGCCUGAAAGAGAGAGGUAUGUUUUCUCUCCUCCGGAGUCUCUGUGGUGUUGACACAGCAGAGAGAGGAGGGGGAGCAGCCUCGUCUUGCAGAAUCACCUUCAAUCACUGCUACUGUCUGGGCCAUUACUGCCAGUCUGGCCGGUGUCUCCCACAGUGGAUGGCUUUGCCUCCAGCGGUGGACCAGUGUGUACCUGACAUGUAUCAGACUUCUGAGCUCUUCAAGCUGCCUCAAAGAAUGAAUCUUUUUAGUCUAGAAAAUGUGUUUAUUUGAUAAAUAUACUAUUGUGUAUGAGUGUGAAACAAUGCAGACUUUGGAGUAUCUCAUUAGAAGGACUGUAUGAAUUUAUAGAAAAUUGAAUCUAAUUUCAGAAGAGCGCACUGUCUUCUCAGUCAACAAGGUUGCCCAGCCACAGAGGGUCAGAGAAAAUGUCCUUUCCCCUCCCCACUCCUUUUCAUAGAAUCCUCUCUCAGGCCUAACUGAGCUGUCAUAUCCAAUUCAGACUGACACAGAGUGAGGGGCGCUGAGAGUCUCUAUGUAUAUAAAGAUAUAGGAAGAAAAUAAGGAUCGUCACAGGAAUCUGUUGGGCUUCUCCCCAUGACUGUGAUCUUACCCAUGUUUGAAUCACAAACUUUAAAUUUAUAAUAAUUAUGAUUCUUGCAGUUUUCAAGUAAUUUGUUAAAUGCCUAUUCAACACAGACAGAUUUUUAUUUUCAGCUGUGGCUUGUAAAUGCCUACAAACUGAUUCAUGUUGGUGGUCGUUAUGACACUUUCUGUGAAUUGGUGAAUAAAUAUGAUUUUAGAAUUUCACAGUAAA